AUGGAAUCUAACAAAGUCUCAUUUUUCUUGGUUCUUUGUCUAUGUAUUCUCUCAGGCGGAGAGUGUAUAGAAUCACCAAUUUUUACCGGAAACAAAUGCUCCGAUCCAACCGGCUUGGACAAAGAUGGAAAAUGUCUUGAUUACUGUCAUGCUCAAGGUUAUCCUGGUGGUUCUUGUGAAGGCUUCACCGAUCAUUAUAUGUGUGUAUGUAAAGUAGGAUAAACUGAUUAAAAUUGCAAUUCACAUUUAAAAAUGGAUCUCUUCUCUGGGAUUCAUGUUGUCAAUUUCAUAUCAUAAAAUACAACAUUUUCUCCCAUUAUUUGCACCACAUCGAAAAUGUUUGGUUAACCGGUAGAUCAGAAAAGUUGUUCGUUCCACUCAUUCCACUAAAUCAACUGUAUAAUGUUGCAACUUUUAUGCCUAUGCAUAUAAGAAAAACAUUAUCGAAAGAAGCUAAGGUUAGAAAAUUUGACUAUU
Messenger RNA from Arabidopsis lyrata subsp. lyrata, 477 nucleotides. Its product is annotated as putative defensin-like protein 36. The record is from RefSeq and is a predicted model, not a curated record. Lineage: Eukaryota; Viridiplantae; Streptophyta; Magnoliopsida; Brassicales; Brassicaceae. Bases 1 to 222 code for a protein of 73 amino acids. The transcript has 2 exons.